Messenger RNA from Morone saxatilis (striped sea-bass), 3461 nucleotides. RefSeq names its product acyl-CoA synthetase long chain family member 1a (gene acsl1a). Gene Ontology annotation, cellular component: membrane; endoplasmic reticulum. NCBI's taxonomy places the organism in Eukaryota, Metazoa, Chordata, Actinopteri, Moronidae. Bases 148 to 2241 code for a protein of 697 amino acids. The transcript has 21 exons. Gene Ontology annotation, biological process: long-chain fatty-acyl-CoA biosynthetic process; long-chain fatty acid metabolic process; very long-chain fatty acid metabolic process. Gene Ontology annotation, molecular function: arachidonate-CoA ligase activity. The record is from RefSeq and is a predicted model, not a curated record.
GAGAACCUCAGAGGUCUAUUAGAGGUCACUGUGAGUCCUUCUAAUAGCAACUGCUGCAGCAAAAGGCCUUUCAGAUAAUAUAUCUCUGGACACAGUCUCUGCCUUUCUUCAUAUAUACACUGUGGGACUGAUCAGUGCAGAACAGUCAUGCAGGCACAGGAAGUCCUGAGACAGCUGCGGAUUCCCGAGCUGGACGAUCUUCGGCAGUAUUUUCGAGGCUUUCCCACCAAUGCGCUCAUGGGCAUGGGUGCCUUUGCUGCCUUCACCACCUACUGGUUCGCCUCCCGGCCGAAAGCCCUCAAGGCACCCUGUGACCUCGGCCUGCAGUCAGUGGAAAUGCCAGGUGCAGAACGCGCAAGGAGGUCAGUACUGAACGACAGCGACGAGCCACUGACGCACUACUACAGCGACGCAUGCACGAUGUAUGAGGUGUUCCAGCGAGGGCUCAGAGUAUCAAAUAAUGGACCUUGUCUAGGAUCGAGGAAACCAAACCAGCCAUACGAAUGGCAGUCUUAUAAAGAGGUGGCAGACAGAGCGGAGAACAUCGGUUCUGCACUCCUCCACAGAGGACACUCUCAUACAGGAGACAAGUACAUUGGUAUCUUUUCCCAGAACAGGCCGGAGUGGACCAUAUCGGAGCUGGCCUGUUACACAUACUCCAUGGUGGCAGUUCCACUCUAUGACACACUUGGCACAGAGGCCAUCGGCUACAUUAUUGACAAAGCUGCCAUCUCAACAGUGAUCUGCGACGUAGCCGAAAAGGCUCGGAUGAUUCUGGACUGUGUCAGCGGAAAAGGGCGAACGGUGAAGACGAUUGUGCUCAUGGAGGCGUUUGACACUGACCUGGUGGCCCGUGGACAGGAGUGUGGCAUAGAUAUUCUGAGUCUGAAGGAGUUUGAGACCUUGGGGAAAGCCAACCACCAGAAACCAGUGCUCCCUAAUCCAGAGGACCUCGCGAUUAUCUGCUUUACAUCUGGAACCACAGGAAACCCAAAAGGUGCAAUGCUUACUCAUGGAAAUGUAAUCUCCAACACUGCAGCUUUCAUUAAAAUUACACAGGGCACACUGAAGCCCAACAAUAAAGAUGUGCUCAUCUCCUUCCUCCCUUUGGCCCACAUGUUUGAGAGGGUGGUGGAGGGCGUCGUCCUCAUCCAUGGGGCUCGAAUCGGCUAUUUCCAAGGGGACAUUCGACUUUUGAUGGAUGAUUUAAAGACGCUGCAGCCGACGGUCUUCCCUGUGGUCCCUCGUCUCCUCAACCGCAUGUUUGAUAAGGUAUUUAGUCAAGCAAACACACCGCUGAAGAGAUGGGUGCUCGAUUUUGCUUUCAGGAGGAAGGAGGCAGAGCUUAAAAGUGGUGUGGUCAGAAAGGACAGCAUGUGGGACAAAAUCAUCUUCAAAAAAGUACAGGCGAGCCUGGGUGGUCGUGUGAGACUCAUGAUCACAGGAGCAGCUCCAGUGUCUCCAACCAUCCUGACAUUCCUACGCGCUGCACUGGGCUGUCAGUUUUAUGAAGGCUAUGGCCAGACUGAAUGUACAGCUGGGUGCACCAUGUCAAUGCCCGGGGACUGGACAGCAGGUCACGUUGGGCCUCCUCUGCCCUGCAAUGCUGUCAAACUGGUGGAUGUGGCAGAAAUGAACUACCUGGCAGCCAACGGAGAGGGAGAGGUGUGUAUCAAAGGACCAAAUGUAUUCCAGGGAUACCUGAAAGAUCCCGAGAAAACAGAGGAGGCCAUUGACAAGGACGGAUGGCUGCACACAGGAGACAUUGGGAAAUGGCUUCCUAAUGGCACCCUGAAGAUUACUGACAGAAAGAAGCACAUUUUCAAACUGGCGCAAGGAGAAUACAUCGCCCCUGAGAAAGUAGAAACCGUCUAUAAUCUCAGUGAUCCAGUGGCCCAGAUAUUUGUUCAUGGUGACAGUUUACAGGCAUGCCUUGUGGGGAUAGUGGUACCUGAUCCAGACUUUUUACCUAUUUGGCUCAAGAAAAAAGGGAUUGAAGGGUCCUACUCUGAACUGUGCAAAAACAAGGAUGUGAAGACUGCCAUUCUGGAGGACAUCUUGAGGUUGGGCAAGGAAGCAGGACUCAAGUCUUUUGAGCAGGUGAGAGAUAUUGCAUUACAUCCUGAGAUGUUUUCUGUCCAGAACGGCCUGCUGACACCCACCCUAAAGGCCAAGAGGGCCGAGCUUCGGAGCCGCUUCAGAGAACAAAUAGAUGAACUCUAUGCCAAAAUUAAGAUGUAAACUGGGAUCGAAGAGUACUGUAGCACACAGCCAGAACCAAAUAGUGUAUUGAGGGGAAAGUCCAUUUAUUUUUCUACCAGUGACAGCCUUCACAAUUCUGUGGGGAUUGCUUUCAAACAAACUGAAUAGUAUGUAUUGUCCAGCUAAAUCAAAUCAUUUUACCACUGAAUUUGCCCAGCUACUACUGGCUAAUUAGUUCAGAAUAUCCCAGAACAUGCCGUCAUGUUACUGGUAUAAUUUAUCCAAGAUUAAGGGUUUAAAAAUACAAAAAGGGGAAAUGUGAAAUGCUCAACUGCCAUUAAGUCUGACUACUUCAUGGGCAGAAAGGUCCAGCCCUUGAAAACAUCUGUGAUAGUUAUUUUUUUGAAAUUAAUUAUUAAUUAUUAUUGGGAGCUGCAGAGAAAAUCCUAUAAACAUGCGUUCACACCGGUAACAAAUAUUGAGUAUUUAUAUAGCAGACUAUUUAAUGUUUUGGUCACCUAUUUAAGUUGAUAUUUAAUGUAAUCAUUAAACCUGUAAAUAGUGUAUCUGCUGGAAAGUCUAUUUGUAUGCAGAGUACCGUGUCUCAUACUCUGUGGAUCCCUGCAUUCCCAUGUUUCUCAAUGCUGUAGGCUAAAGGACAGAUAAAACCGGUUUUAGUGCACAGUUUAGUUGAUAGCCUAUUGGGAAUCUUGCUGCUUGACAAACUUUUUGUGCCUUCUUGGUUGUUUUUGUUUUCCUAAAACAUUGCAUGGAAAAUAUUUAAUGUUACUAUAAUGUAUACAUGCAUUUCCUCCUUUUUAGAUUAUCAAAUUUCUGUGCCACAGGCUGUUGGAUAAAAGCUGCAUACUGUCAUUUGUGUAAUGCACAAUUCUUCAGGGUUAAUAUUUGGAACACUGGUUUCUCAAGGAUCAUCUAAAGAAGCCGGUUUUUCAAAAUUAAUUAAAUGUCCGUGCCAGCAUUUCCCAUUAACAUUUCACUGAUGGUCCAUGAAAACCACCAGUCUUGUGUGAACCAGAGCAGCAAUUCAGCUGUUUGACACAAAGUUUGGUUGAAUUUAGAUGUUUUGACUGCAAUGUGAUCAAUACACACAUCGAAUCAUGUUGACAUUGACAUUUCAAGCCAUAUUUUUUUUUUUUAAAGACUUAUGAUAUGAAAAGGGCAAAGGUGCAGUUUUGUGCUAGAUUUAAGUACAGUAGCUUUAUUUGUCAAGUGUACCAAAUAAAUACUUUCUUCCAAAA